Auanema sp. JU1783 is the source of this 1539-nucleotide messenger RNA. Lineage: Eukaryota; Metazoa; Nematoda; Chromadorea; Rhabditida; Rhabditidae. The record is from the annotation of a GenBank genome assembly.
AUGACUACCACCCCUCGAAGUCUUCCAUCAACAAAUCUUUACCACCAUCCCAAUCUCAAUAGUUCCAUUUUUUCGACGGCUCACUCAGCCCCAGAUCCCUAUGGCAAGACAACUCCUAAAUAUAAUUAUCCUCAUGCCACAACUCCUGGGCAUCCACUACAUUCGAGCACCACGAAACAUGUAGCAGCUCCUAACUUCGAUACUCUAGACUUAGCAUUAGUUAUUGGCAUUCCAUGUCUUACUAUGGUCUGUGCUCUAUGUAUUUGUGCCAUGUGUUGCAUCAAGUGUAGUAAACAUCGACAGACUGCUAUAGAGAGAUGGGGAUGGAAAACCAACAAUCAGAAUCAGAACCAUAAGAAGCAUCUGCAACAACAUCAUCCUCAUCAUCAUCCUGCUCCCUCGGCCCCAUAUCACGAUAAUUCAAUGAAGAACUUUGCUGAAGCUAAUCAUUAUAUGGACAUCAAUCUAAUCGCAGCAAAAAAAGAUCAUUGGGAAGUUUCAUGUGAGAAUCUAGAGAUUGAUCAUGAUUGCUUAUUGGGUAAUGGAGCAUUCGCUUUCGUUUACAAAGGCCAGAUUCAUGGUGAGAUUCCAUUAUUGAAAGCAGAGAGAGGAAUAUCUCUCAGUUUGGAACACCGCAAAAAUGGGAAACACGAGGUGGCCGUUAAGCGCCUUCCAGCUCAUGCAGAUCAUCAGAACCGAUUGGAUUUCUUUCAUGAGAUUGAUUUCAUGAAGAAAUUGGGUUAUCAUUCUCAUGUUAUUGCAAUGUUAGGAUGCGUCUCGGACCCAGAGGAUCCUUUAAUCGUAGUGGAGUUUUGUCAGAAGGGAGAUCUUUUGAAGCUACUCAGGAAUAACAGAGCGGACAACAAUCAUCCUGAUAUGGAGAAACGAAUAGAUUUCCGGGUUAAAGAUUUAGUUUCUAUCGCUUGGCAAAUCUGUGACGGCAUGACUUACUUAGAUAGCAAAGGGUUUAUCCAUAGAGAUUUAGCGGCAAGAAACAUACUUAUUACACAGAAUAUGGUUGCAAAGGUUAGCGACUUCGGGUUGUGUCGCUAUGUGGACUCUUCUCUUUAUGUCGCCAAAGGAGGAAAAUUACCAAUUAAGUGGAUGGCACUUGAAUCACUGAAGUUCUAUGAAUACUCUUCGAAAUCGGAUGUCUGGGCCUACGGUGUUACCUUAUUCGAACUUUUCUCUUUCGGAGAUGGUCCUUACCCUGCUAUUCAACCAUUAGAUAUGAUAAAGUACUUAGAAGACGGCAAUAGAUUACUUCAACCAAAAAUGUGUCCGAAUGAAAUUUUCGCCUUGAUGGAAUUGUGCUGGUCCCGAGAUAAAGAGAAACGUCCAACAUUCGGAGAGUUGCGAGGCAAAGUUGCAAUUCUAUUGAACUUGGAAGACGAACACUAUGGAUAUCUGACUGUUCAACAAGAGGACGAAACGAGACGUGGUAAUGAAUAUAUUUCAUCGGAGGCAAUGAAAUUAAAACAAAACAACUUUGAUAAAGAUCUGAUUAUCACAAACCAUAAUAUUUCGGAACAUUUAUGA